This is a messenger RNA of Lodderomyces elongisporus, 3057 nucleotides long. RefSeq names its product Rfx1p (gene RFX1). The coding region runs from base 1 to 3057 and encodes 1018 amino acids. The record is from RefSeq and is a predicted model, not a curated record. Gene Ontology annotation, molecular function: RNA polymerase II cis-regulatory region sequence-specific DNA binding; DNA-binding transcription factor activity, RNA polymerase II-specific. Gene Ontology annotation, biological process: regulation of transcription by RNA polymerase II. NCBI's taxonomy places the organism in Eukaryota, Fungi, Ascomycota, Pichiomycetes, Serinales, Debaryomycetaceae. The transcript has a single exon.
AUGAACCCUGACAACCAAAAUACCUCACCUCAGGAUCAGCAGCCAUCUCAGCUGCAGCAGAUAUAUCAUCAACAAAACGUGGACCCCAAUACUAGAUCCAAUUCCUUGCCAUCUUCCAGCGCAGACAUUACCACAACCUCGGAGCCCCAGUUUGCCUCAACUACUACAGAUUAUCAAACGAUAAAUCAAAAUACGUCACGUGUAGAACAACCAUAUUUACCGCAAUUCCAUAACCUUUAUGCUAACCAACCACAAUUUUUCUCGGGUAAUCCAUAUUUGCAUCAAAGAGCUGAAAGCACGGGGCUGGAGUCAUUGGUGCAACAGCCGCAACUACUGAGCUAUAAUAUUCCCUUAUCAUCACAAUCACAAGUACAAAUAGGAUCGACUAAUACUCAGCCGCAGCUAAGCUACCACCUGCCAUUCGCACAGACAGAACCUAUACCACACCAUCAAGCAGGCCCCAGUUCAAACUCAAACACAAACACAAACUUAGGCUUAGGUUUAGGUUUAGGCUUGGGUUUAGGUUUAAAUUUUGUUUCUGGUGCAAGUUCUGGUGCAGAUUCAGGUUCUGGUUCAGGUUCAAGUUCAAAACCAGUUCAUGAACGCAGUCUUCCGCAGUACCCUGGCCAUUCGUUGCAUCACUCUACAUCUUAUAUACCUACUCGAUAUACAACGCUACAGUCCUUACCAGAAAGUGGAGCUUUUGAAUUAGCAGAAAGAGGCGAUGAUUAUGGUAAUCCUGUGAAUGUACGCGCUCAUGACGAUGAUGAAGACAUACAAGAUAAAACCCCAACUAAAAAACACAGACGAUCGGGCACUUUGAUUAACUCUUCUGGGUUUUCAGUUGGAACUCCUUCUAAUACUUCUGAAUUUGACUUGAAACAAUUGGCGUUGGCGAAAUUAAAUACCCCAUUAGAAGAAUUGGCAUACAGAAUCAAAGUAUUGGAAAACGAUUCAUCGCUGUUCAACAUCAACACAUCUUUGGGAGCACUGAAUAGUGGUAGCGGUGAAGCAAUGGGUUCUCUGUCUGUUAUAUCGUCUUCCGUACCAGCAUCUUCAGAUCCAAAUAAUAAUAAAGAAACACAAAGACUGCUUUUUGGAAUGAUUUGGCUUCUCAAUUCCUGCGAAAUUUCACCUACAGCAGUAAUACCUAGGAACCGAAUAUACGCACGAUAUGUUCAAGUAUGUGCUGACUAUGGCUUAUCUCCAUUGUCUCCUGCCAGCUUUGGGAAAUUGGUGAAAAUAUUGUACCCCAAUAUUACCACAAGAAGACUAGGUAUGAGAGGCCAGUCUAAAUACCAUUAUUGCGGUAUCAAACUAAAAGGCGAUCAAAACAUGCAGCUGCAAAUGUUGCAACUCCAGCGCCAAGCCCAAAGCAAGAACAAAAGUAAAAUUGAAAUCGAAAAUGAAAGCCAGCCGUUUGUUGAUACGCAAGCUCAGCAACACCAAACCGCAUAUACAACUGUGACACAUUCACCAUACUCAUCUGCCAACUCAUCUGCAUCCUAUGAAGACCCUUCGAACCUCACUCUGCUGCAUGUACAAACCCCUUCAUACACACCAAUAAAUUCACCAAAAAUAAAAGUCUCUGCAUCAUUUACAGAUCAGUUACCACUGGUUGGGCACAUGAAAUAUAUACCUGAUCUAUUCAAAUUACUAGGUGACCUGCUGGUUGCACCUGAAUCGUAUCCAUACUCACCGAUAAUUCUUCCAAGCAUAUAUCCAUUUCUACCAGCUGAUGCAGACCGCGACUUGGCAGAUACCUUGCACUCUUUAUACAAAGUGCACGUCAAUACGGUUUUUGAAGCUUUGCGAUAUAUGCAUUUAAAGAAACUUUUUGCUUCAUUCAACACCUUCAAUAGUAUACUCACUGCGCCUGUUUUCAAACUUUACACAAAUGAGUCGGUAUUGGAAUGGGUCAAAAGUUGUGAUUUGUUGAUGUACAAAAAAAUGAUCCGUAUGUUGUCCAAGUUGCAUUUGCAGUUUCAAAUUCCGUUGGAAACAAUUGAUCAGUUGAAGCAAGUCUCACAAACUUUUUUAAAAAACUUGUCCAACAGCAUUAUUACCAACAACAAGAUUCCAAGAAGUUUUAUCUUUAUGAAAUUGAAGUUUGCCAAGUACUUUGUCAAUUUGCUCAAUCGGAUUAUCAAAAACUUGGAAACUGGACAACCAGCUUCGCGAAUUUUAAAUGACGAAAAUGAGAUAUCCACCAUGUUACAUGACUGGAAUAAAUUGGACUUUGCUGAGAUUAUAUCAAGAGAAAUGCCGUGUCAUGAGACAACUUCAAAUACACUUAUACGCAUCAUGUCAACAGAAGUCAGCGAUUUGCUCAAAGUUAAUAUAGCACAUCGUCCAUUCUCUUCUGUUUCUGUUUCGGCUUCAUCUUCUGCUUCUUCUUCAUCUUCGUUAUCUUUGUCAGGGAUUCCAACAGAAACAGCCCGUGUAGCCGUGAUUAUGAGAAACGUGGCUGACUUUGUUGCCAGCCUUCCUGGCCGGUUUCCUGAAGUUAAUGAAAGACUUUUCUUAUUACUCACGUCCAAUUUUCUCACAACAUGCUUGAGAGAAAUUAGUUUGUCCAGCGGUGAAGGUUUUGGAGCUUGGUGGAUUGUGAGGUGCUGGAUUGAUGAGUACCUUGCAUUAAUAUUGGAGCUAGGAGGAUUUUACCAAGAAGAAUUUAAAUCUCAUCGGCAAUAUUCUCUGUCUCAUUCUCAUCAUAGUCAACUUCAUCAACAACGCUAUCGCCCAUCAUCCUUGUUUUCACUGCAACCGAAGAAUGUUACACACCCGGCUAAUCGUCUUUCUUUUGGUCAAGCUGUCCCUGCUUACGGAUCUACAUCAAUUAGUCAUGAUAUUUCGUUUGGAGCAAUUGACUUGUUGGAAACAUCAUUCGAUUUUGAUGAAAAAAUUCCAACAUCGCUCAAUAGAGAAGACCCCAGUCUGCAAGUAAUCGAGGAGGAAAAGGAAAAGGAAGAAGAGGAAGAGGGGAUGGAUUUCAAACAAAGCAAUUUAAAGGUACGACAAGAAAAUCCCGGGCCCAUCUAUCGAGAAAAAUACUGA